Molecule: messenger RNA, 2163 nt
Organism: Aspergillus ibericus CBS 121593
Lineage: Eukaryota; Fungi; Ascomycota; Eurotiomycetes; Eurotiales; Aspergillaceae
Product: DUF1996 domain-containing protein
Exons: 3
Coding region: 241-1761 (506 amino acids)
Source: RefSeq, a predicted model, not a curated record
CGCGUUUGCACUCGCUUUCACUGUUACUGAGUAACACUGAUGGCCUAGUCACAGUUGCUUUUCUUCCAAUUCUCUACACUCCUUUAGAUUUGAUCUUGUCCAUUACAUUUGAUGGCUUUGUGUCUGUACUUAUGCUCCUGGCGACGCGUGUAGUUGACACAUUCGCUCAUUAAACCGGAAACUCGGUCUCGCUCGUUUACUUAUAUCUGUCACUCAUUUUUCGAACACCCACUCUCGAUCAUGCGCCGAAAUGUCAUUCUCGUGGCCUGUUUGGCUGCUCUCUCUAGCGUUUCAGAUGCCUUUUGGCGUCUUCCUUGUCGUGGACGAAGCGGAGUGGCCCGGAUUGAUCCGUUGAUGGCCCCGGGGAAACCAUCAGACCACGUCCAUGUGGUUCAUGGAUCAGGAGGCUUUUCCAUGUCGGCCACCGAGACAAGCCUCAAAAAAGCGAAUUGCACAUCAUGCGGGGUAACCCAAGACAAGUCCGCAUACUGGGUCCCCGCACUGUAUUUCAUGCAUGAGAACGGUGAUGCGGAGCUGGUAAAUGAAGUAGGCGGCAUGCUUGCCUACUAUUUCCUGAACGGGGAGAAUGUGACCGCUUUCCCCGAGAACUUUCGUAUGAUUGCCGGCGAUCCGUUUCUACGCAACUUCCCUUGGCCAGUUCCCGACCCUCCGAAGUCCGAAUGGUCGGGAAAUCAAUCAUCGCAGUCUGCGCUUCGCCAAAAGGCCCUUGGCUUCAACUGCCUGAACUACAACCAAGCCGCUGAACCAUCGCUGGGCCGCCAUUUCCUGCCGAGCAAGACCUUCAUGGACGAGCAUUGUACUGACGGUGUUCGAUUUGAACUAAUGUUCCCUUCUUGCUGGAAUGGCAAGGACGUUGACUCGGAGGAUCAUAGGUCGCAUGUGGCUUACCCAUCGCUGGUCAUGGACGGAGAUUGUCCGGAAGGCUUCGAGACCCGUCUUGUGUCGCUUUUCUAUGAGACCAUCUGGGACACCUACGCGUUCAAGAAUAAAAGAGGCACUUUUGUUCUCGCAAACGGCGACCCGACUGGGUACGGCUAUCAUGGGGACUUCAUGUACGGCUGGCAAACCGGCUUCCUUCAACGCGCAGUGAACGAAUGCACCAACCUGUCUGGCCGGGUGGAAGACUGCCCCAUAUUUGACCUCCAAAGCGACUCGGAACAGGGCCAGUGUAACUUCUCAGUACCAGAUGAGCUGGCAGAUGAGAAUGUAUAUCUCCACAAGGGCGGUCUUCCGAAUAACAUUGCCAUCCAAUAUGGACCUGCAUAUGCAAGCCCGGUCAAGUAUACCGGCUCAAGCCAUCAUACCUCCCCAGCUGUGCCAGAACCCAGUGUCUCCAUUGGUGCCUCUGUCAAUGUGGGGGAUGUUCAUAUCGGAGUCACGACCGCCGCCCCUUCAACUUUUUCGACCUCGACUGCUCCCACGACACUCUUUUCAACCUCGACGGCUUCUUCAGCAUCCACAACUAGACGGGUGCCGGCUCCCACCACCGUUUACGUUGAAGGUGUCUUCACUCAGAAGAUAGUUUAUGUCCAGCAAGUGUUCACUGUUCUCACGGACGAAACCGGAGCACCUGUUCAGACCGAAACGGGGAAACCGGAGACCCUUUCAACCUCGACUUCCACCAUUAAUAAAGUCCUGUCCACGAUUGUGACUACACCGACCGAACCCCCUGCACAGCACAAUGGACAUUCCCACCAUGCCCACAAGCGUCAUGGACACGGGCAUGCUCAUGGGAGAUAAGCCGGCUAAAUAUCUACACAGCAGACGAUUGAUACGAUGAUUAUCUCUGAAAAACCAAGGCGCCUUGUCCGGUCUAUUCACGGUCUGGAAUAUCCCAAGCUCAACCCUUGACUUGGAUUUACUUCAGCACGCGGUUCCAUUUCUUCAGUUCUACUUGUAACCUUGUCUCUUUAUCGUGUACAUAAUUACUGUCUGCUCCUUGUCUGGAACAGGUGAAAUUGCAGAGCACUGCCUUGCUUUUCUCUUGAUGAGAGCUGGAAUGUGUUUUGUCAGAUAUGGUGUCAAAUAUUACCUGCUGAUCUCAGUAUGCUCAUUUUUAAGACUGUUCUUUCAAUGCUCGCCACGGGUUAGAUGCAAUGGCGGGAUUACUCUGUAUCCUCCCAGACUACAUGUAUAAUCAAG